Messenger RNA from Scatophagus argus, 5013 nucleotides. Its product is annotated as inner ear-specific collagen-like. The transcript is spliced from 9 exons. Gene Ontology annotation, molecular function: protein binding. The record is from RefSeq and is a predicted model, not a curated record. Lineage: Eukaryota; Metazoa; Chordata; Actinopteri; Scatophagidae. The coding region runs from base 1297 to 2886 and encodes 529 amino acids.
UUUAGUUUAUCCUGAUUGCUUUCUUCUCCCUAACGUGUUGCACCUGUGUCUUAUUGUCUCGUCUAUUUAGUCCUCGUCUUCCCGGUCACGUUUGUUUUGUUGCGUUUGUAGUGUACCUGUUGUUUGUUUCAUGCCAUGCCAGUUUUGUCUUGUCUUGCCAUGUUUUGUGUCGCCACAGUUUUUCCUUGAUCCUUGUGCCACAGUAACUGUAUGCUAUUGAGUUUUUGUUGUUUUUAAAAAGAUUAUUAUUUUGGACUCCUGCCUGCCUGCCUGCCUCUCUCUGUGACUCUGCAUCAGGGUUCAGCUCUGCGUCAGGUCGACGCUUGUGACGGGUUCAGGUCUUCUCCAGUACAGAAUGAUGUUCAUUCUGUAAGUUACACUCCCAUUUAGAGUGAAACAGACCACACAGCAGGAGCUUUAGGGCAGGAUUAAUAUCAACUUUAUGAAAACCAGAGGUAUGUUAGUUUGGUACAUUUAGUUCUUAUCCCAGCAACAUGUCUCUGAUAGAUGUCAUAUUGUGUUCUUGACUUUAUUAUCAGGAGGUGGACGAGUUGGCGGUGGGGGGUGACUCUUUGUCACGAGCAUCUGAUCAGCAGAUACUAAAGGAUCGGGUUGAUUGGGACAAAUAAUCGUCUGUCAACACAGUGGUCACAUUUAGUCUGUAGUGUGGAGUGCUACAUGUUCAUCCACCACGCCGACCGACACGCCUCCUGACAUCAAGGACGUACUCUGUCCUGCAUUGGCACUCAUGGCUCGGUGGUUGGGAACCACUGAGGGCGGAUUACUAGAAUCCUGCUGAGGGUAACACGAUUUGUGCAGUCCAGCAGAGCCUCAGCUGACCUCCGUUAGCUCGUCGCCGCCUCUCAGUAAAACCCUUCAAACAGGAAUGUUCACAGUCAACAGGUACAGGAGCGAAACCCGUGCUGGCCUCGGGGGUGGCGCUGAACGCCGCCGGCUGUGGAAACCAGGACACUUAUCAAGCUGUUUUGAUUUUUCAGAAGAAAAGCUGGAGGGAUAAAGGAGGCGUCUCUGGUUCCAGCGCGAUCCAGUGCGACUCUGCGAUGAGGCUUCAGGAAGCACCGAGGGGGGGCACGGCCUUCCCAAGCAUGCCGAGACCCGGAGCUGGCCUGCUGCCUGCUGCUUUGUGAGGUCACGUCGCAGGCAGAAGGCCCAGUUCUCCUCCAGCAGGACAAUGAAGACGCUCUUCCCCUCCCCCCCUCAUCCUCAGCCUUUGUCUGAGGCAGCAGCAGGUGAGAUGGAGCCUGAAAGAAGUUUUGUUUGGGGCGAGGUUUAUAAAUGGAUCAAAGCCUCCUCGUUCUUGACCGUCUGCGGAUUCUUCUCCAGAUGAAGCUGCACAACUCCGUCGGAGCGAUGUUGUUGAGGCUGCUCGGACUCCUCGUCCUCUCCUCCCUCUGCUCAGCCGUUAUGCGACGAUACACCACCAUGGAGUCCAGCCAAGAGGACGGCUCCACUUCGGACCCCAACACGUACUGGUCCACCUCAGACAAUGGGGAGACAUCACCUGUCGACCACAACGGCUCCCCUCUGGUGUCCCCCCCAGGAAAUAGAGACAACAUGACUGACGGCUCCAACAUCCUCAAGCUGCGGAUGCUCGGGGCCACCGACCCGGCAAUGCCCCCCAUUCCUGAUACGACAAUCUGUGACAUGUUGUUGAACGCAGCGGUACCACCACCUAUUGAUCAGAUUCCUAUUUUCUGCCUGUGUUCACACUGUAAAGGGACUGCAGGGCCCAAAGGAGACCGUGGAGACCGGGGCCCCCCAGGAGAACCUGGGAGUCCUGGGAGAAGAGGAAUGACGGGGUUCAAAGGCCGUCCAGGAUUCACAGGCCCUCAGGGCAUCAAAGGUCAGAAGGGAGACCUGGGAGAGAAAGGGCAGGCUGGAGCUCUCGGUUUCCCCGGGAUGAAGGGCGAGCGAGGCUUCAAAGGAGAAAAAGGAGACAGAGGACUACUAGGCCCCCCAGGAGCACAGGGCCCUCAGGGGGAAACCGGCACAUGCCCUGCUUCCUGUGACAGUGUCCAGGGUCCACCGGGUCCUCAAGGAACCCCUGGAGCAGCGGGAGCUCGGGGCCUGCCUGGGGUCCAGGGACCUAUGGGACCCAAAGGUUUUAAGGGCGAUAAGGGUGACCUGGGUAGACCCGGCAUGCCUGGGCUGAACGGCCAGAAGGGUGAUCAAGGUGAACAGGGGGUGUGUGAGUGCACAGAUGGAGCGGACGGCAGUGAUGGGAAGCCAGGAGAAAAGGGGGCUAAAGGGGACAAAGGGGACACUGGUGCCCAGGGUGUACUGGGCCCCAUGGGGCUACAAGGGAACAAGGGGGAUAUGGGUGUUAAUGGGCCACCUGGGCCCUGCUCCCCGGCCAUCCAAUCGGCAUUCUCCGCAUGUAUUAACCAGUCCUUUCCAGUUCAAAAUUUACCAGUUCCUUUCCCACAUGUCCUUACCAACCAGCAGGGUCAUUUCAACCCGGUCCGGGGCAUCUACACAGCCCCCGUCAAUGGAACUUAUGUCUUCAGCUUCCACCUGGCGGUCGCCGACAAGUCUCUUAAGGUCGGCCUGUUCCACAACUUCUACCCUGUAGUUAGAACAACAGAAGGAACUGACCAGUCCACCACCAGCCAGACUGUUGUCCUCCACCUGAGCAUGGGAGACCGGCUGUGGCUGCAAGUGAAGGACAGCACCACCAAUGGCAUGUACACCGACAGCGAGAGCAGCAGCACGUUCUCUGGGUAUCUUCUGCACCCCGACUCCUGCGAAUUACCUGCAGGACGACAGUUCUGGCACAUGUUGCCAACAGAUGAUACGGCCGUUUAUAACUGGGAUGGUCCCACCACCACCACCACCACCCCUACCACCACUACACCUUCACCUUAGCAGGUUCCGGUCAGCCAGCUGCAGUUGUCAUAGACGAAAACAGCCACUAACUCACAAUCAAACACUUAGUGUAUUUAUAACUGCAAGUUUUAAAGGAGGGAUAUUCUAGAAAAGCAGAAUUUUUGAGACAAAGAUUUCUGUCAGAGAAGUUGCUGUGGCACUUUACAGGUCAUGUAGCUGGUACUCCUCGCUGUCCAUAUCUAAUGAAAUAGAAUAUUUUCAACAAAUCAAUCAGAACUGCACCUAAAUGUGAUGUCACACAGGAAUCGAGCGAUGAUAUUCUGUAUUCGUCCCCUCCCAUUCACGGACAGAACCCGGGUCACAUGUUAAGAGGUGGGUCUCGCAGAACUGAUAGCCAAUAGGAGUGUUGUUGUUACACUGAAAAAAACAAAACGAAAACAACUGUUGAACUGUUGGAUGAAUUACGAUGACAUUUAGCUCAGACAUUCAUGUUCUCCUCAGGAAUUCUGAUUACUUGGGUGAUCCUCUGACUUUUCAUUUGUCGCCAUCAUCAGGUCAGAAUUUUUUACUAAUUUUGUGUGUGUGUGUGUGUGUGUUUUUAUUGGAAAUCAAAUUCUAUAAACCUAACAACAACUUUUGUUGUUGAAAUUAAGCAGGCAGGGAAAUACCCCCCCUUAAAUGUGGAGAAAAAUUUGCUCAUUGAAACAUGAAAAUGCUUGUAGGCUCAUGUGCCAGCUCCACAAAUAAUUCUGAUUAUGCACUUAAUAAACGGUUAGAUCACCGAGCAGGCUGCGCACUUUAAAUUGUUCUUACUGCAGCUUAGUUUUAGAGCUUUUAUUGUUUUGCUUUUUUUAGAUGUUGAUGAUUGAUGAAGUUUGAUAUUUGAGAAAAAAAAAAGUCUAUUCUGUUAAACUGCAAGCGUGCAAGAGUUCUCCACCAGUGUCAUUUUAUUUCAGACAAAAGCACUUUCUCUUUCUUUUUGGAGGUGAUUCUUUAGAAAUUUGAGUUUUGUUUUUGUGAUGGUGGCGGUGGAAAGAGGCAGGGGAUCGGCGCCGCUGCAGACAUCACUCAGCCUUGAUGUCAUGUGCAUGUGCUGCCAGGUGUGGUCGCCCCCAGAAGAUCAGUGGUCCUCGCAUCAAAAACAGAUUUUGUGGAAUCUCUCUUGACUAUUUUGGAAGAAAGUUUUCAUCCCAGAUGACCUGAUCUGAGGUCCGGUGCAGACGCUGACCCAAGAGGCCUGAGGGUGGUUAACUGCAGCUGGUUUUCACCCUAAAUUGGUUCUGUCCUAAUCUGACCACCACAUCUGCCUCACUGUGCCAGAAAAGACCCAACUGUGCCGACGCUUUUAAAUACCGUGAAUAAUGCUCAUGUUAUAGAACCACAUUUCCUCUAAAACCCUUACAAAUACAACACAGAAUAAGAGCAGGUUUGUUCCCUUAUUUUUGAUUUUAAUGCAAGCAGGUAGACAGAAACACAUCGAGUGCUUGUACAUCAUCAAAGCAGUUUUGAUUCAAAUUUGUACUUUCUUCAAACACAGUGCUGAUUUCUAAAAUUGUAUUUCUUGAUAAAAAGUGUCCACUAAUCAGCACCGUGCACUACAGUGAAACCAGAAUGAAUUUGUGGAGGUUCGAUUAAUUGAGGAAGUUUAAAUGUUGAAGGAGCAGGCGAGCUGGUAGGAAAGUACGAUGUGAAGGAAACGAGAUGAAGAAACGAAGGAAGGCUCGAGAUGAGGCGAUGAGGCAAUGAGGCGAUGAGGCAAUGAGGCGAUGAGGUGUGUCCAGGUGGCGGCUGUUUACAGAGCUCUGAGUGUGAUGUGUUAAUGUGUUGUUAAUGAGGUUUGGCGAAGUAAAAAAUAUAAAAUCUCUAAUAUGAAUAUAAUCAUCUUGAGAGUCAUUUGGUAUAAAUUUCAGUACAAAAAUCUUGUUUUGAAAGAGGCUGCACAGAGAUCAAGAGGAAUUAUUUAUAUUUUUUUAAAUUUUAUGAAAAGUUAGUCUUGAAGUGACAUUUGAUUAGGCACAUCUCUAAAACAUACAAACAACCUGAACUUGUUUGAUAACUAAUCAUUAAUAAAACUUCUGGACAAGUGAUUGAACAGUACAGAUGGUGAUCGGUCUCGUGUCUCACUCUGCUGUGUCUGUGCAUUCAAAUUAAAAAUUAUCUUCUGAG